GCCUGCCAAUGUCGAAGGCCGGAGGCGGGAUAAAAAAGCGAGGCCGGAGGUAGGCAGGCGGAUCCGUUGCCUGGCUUGCUCCUUUCCGCUCGUGGACGCCGCCGAGGCAGCAUCGCGCCCGCUCGUCUGCUCGCACCGCCGUCAUGUCCAAGUCGGAGUCUCCCAAGGAACCCGAACAGCUGCGGAAGCUCUUCAUCGGAGGCCUGAGCUUCGAAACGACCGACGAGAGCCUGCGGAGCCAUUUUGAGCAAUGGGGAACGCUCACGGAUUGUGUGGUGAUGAGAGACCCGAACACCAAGCGCUCCAGGGGCUUUGGGUUUGUCACCUACGCCACCGUGGAGGAGGUGGAUGCGGCCAUGAACGCAAGGCCACACAAGGUGGAUGGCAGAGUGGUGGAACCAAAGAGGGCUGUCUCCAGAGAAGAUUCUCAAAGACCCGGUGCCCAUCUCACUGUGAAGAAAAUCUUUGUGGGGGGAAUUAAAGAAGACACUGAAGAGCACCACCUCCGAGAUUACUUUGAGCAGUAUGGGAAAAUCGAAGUGAUUGAGAUCAUGACUGAUCGAGGAAGUGGCAAGAAGAGGGGCUUCGCUUUUGUGACCUUUGAUGACCAUGAUUCUGUGGACAAGAUUGUCAUUCAGAAAUACCAUACUGUGAAUGGUCACAAUUGUGAAGUCAGGAAGGCCUUGUCCAAGCAGGAGAUGGCCAGCGCUUCUUCUACCCCAAGAGGUCGGAGCGGUUCUGGAAACUUUGGUGGUGGCCGCGGAGGUGGCUUUGGUGGCAAUGACAACUUUGGCCGAGGAGGAAACUUCAGUGGUCGUGGUGGCUUUGGUGGCAGCCGAGGUGGUGGUGGUUAUGGUGGCAGUGGGGAUGGUUACAAUGGAUUUGGUAACGAUGGUGGUUAUGGAGGAGGCGGCCCUGGUUACUCUGGAGGAAGCAGAGGCUAUGGAAGUGGUGGACAGGGUUAUGGAAACCAGGGCAGUGGCUAUGGCGGGAGUGGCAGCUAUGACAGCUAUAACAACGGCGGAGGCGGCUUUGGCGGUGGUAGUGGAAGCAACUUUGGAGGCGGUGGAAGCUACAAUGACUUUGGCAAUUACAACAAUCAGUCUUCAAAUUUUGGACCCAUGAAGGGAGGAAACUUUGGGGGCAGAAGCUCUGGCCCCUAUGGUGGUGGUGGCCAAUAUUUUGCCAAACCACGAAACCAAGGUGGCUAUGGCGGUUCCAGCAGCAGCAGUAGCUAUGGCAGUGGCAGAAGAUUUUAAUUGACUGCCAGGUAAGUACACACCUUUUUUUUUGUAAUUUGAUUUUGUGAUUUGCUCAAACCCUGUAACCCUAAUAUAGCUGAGCAGUGUGGCAUAGUUAACAUUAUAAUCUUACAGUAAAAUUAUGGGUAUUAAGCUCAGAUGAUUUGGUAAUUCAGUUGAGCAAAAUUUGUGGGAAAAAAAUUUAAAUAUUGGAUUGUAGCCUUGAGUGUUAAUAUGUUUAGAUUAACAACUUUAUUCCAUAUUGUUCAACAGGAAACAAAGCUUAGCAGGAGAGGAGAGCCAGAGAAGUGACAGGGAAGCUACAGGUUACAACAGAUUUGUGAACUCAGCCAAGCACAGUGGUGGCAGGGCCUAGCUGCUACAAAGAAGACAUGUUUUAGACAAUACUCAUGUGUAUGGGCAAAAAAACUCGAGGACUGUAUUUGUGACUAAUUGUAUAACAGGUUAUUUUAGUUUCUGUUCUGUGGAAAGUGUAAAGCAUUCCAACAAAGGGUUUUAAAUGUAGUUUUUCUUUUCUUUUUUUGCACCCAUGCUGUUGAUUGCUAAAUGUAAUAGUCUGAUCAUGACGCUGAAUAAAUGUGUCUUUUUUUUAAAUGUGCUGUGUAAAGUUAGUCUACUCUGAAGCCAUCUUGGUAACUUUCCCCAAAAGUGUAAAGUCAGAAUUUAUCAGGGUGAUGCCAGGUUCCGAUUGGAACCUUUACACAUUGCUUGGGUGGAAAAGCCGUUGUCCUCAUCCUGAUAGUUUUCUGUUGUGACCUCCUGAAGCUAACCAUUAAGAGCCACCCAAGCAGAGUCUCGGGAUUAUUUGGUUAUAAAAGUGAUUGUUGGCACAUCCUUUGCAAUAUAUCUAAAUUGAAUAAUGGUACCAGAUAAAAGUACAGAUGGGAAUGAAGCUGUGUAUCAUCCAUUAUCAUGUGUAAUCAAUAAACGAUUUAACUCUUGA
This is a messenger RNA of Ochotona princeps (American pika), 2205 nucleotides long. RefSeq names its product heterogeneous nuclear ribonucleoprotein A1 (gene HNRNPA1). The transcript has 10 exons. NCBI's taxonomy places the organism in Eukaryota, Metazoa, Chordata, Mammalia, Lagomorpha, Ochotonidae. Gene Ontology annotation, molecular function: RNA binding. The record is from RefSeq and is a predicted model, not a curated record. Bases 144 to 1259 code for a protein of 371 amino acids.